AUGCCUCAUUCUUGUAAUGCAAUCUGUGGGAAGAGUCGUGGUUUUGGAUGUCCACAUAAAUGCAGCGAGCAGUGCCAUCCCGGGCCUUGCCCAGAAUGUCCAGCGAUGGUAACAAGGUCUUGCAAUUGUGGUGCUGAAACAAAGGCAAUUCGAUGUGGAACAACUCCCGAAUUCCAGUGUUCGAAAGUGUGCGAUAAAAUAUUGAAUUGUGGAGUUCACAAAUGUGCAAAAGUGUGCCAUAAGGGUGGUUGCGGUGUAUGUGAAGAAGUUAUUGUGCAAACUUGUUAUUGUGGGUUGGAUGAACGUACAGUGCCGUGCACGGCGUUGAAUCUGCAAAGUGAUUCGUACAGUUGUGGUGCACCGUGUGACGGAAUGUAUUCAUGCGGUAUUCACAAAUGUGAUAUGAGGUGUCAUCUAAAGAAAGACGAAGACGGCAGUUGUGGUCCAUGUUCAUUGUCGCCUGAGAAGAAGGAGAAUUGCCCUUGUGGACGUUCCAAGAUCGUCGAUCUUAUCGAUAAACCACGUGAGAAAUGCACUGAUCCAAUCCCGACUUGUGAUAACAUUUGUGGAAAAGUAUUAUUGUGUGGCAGCAAAGAUAAGCCGCAUCGUUGUAAGCAAAAGUGUCACACCGGACCGUGCCCGCCUUGUCCGGAUAACAGUUCCAUUGUUUGCCGUUGCAAAUCUCUGAAGAAGACAAUUCCGUGCAAGGAAUUCCUUCGUUAUUCUGAUUCAAAUCCAUUCACAUGUGAACGUCGCUGUCGAAAGUUGAAAUCUUGUCAAAAUCAUCGAUGCCAGGCGAUGUGUUGCGUUGAUACUGAGCAUUUUUGUAUGCAGAUUUGUAACAAGAAAUUGGAUUGUGGUAAUCACAAUUGUGAUCGUUUAUGCCAUGUUGGUCAGUGUCCGCGUUGCUUGCAAGCAAGUUUCGAAGAGCAGUACUGUUUAUGUGGGCAUACAGUUCGUGAGCCACCAAUACCGUGCGGUACCCCGCUUCCUCCGUGCGAUCAGCCGUGCUCACGACAACACGCAUGUGAACAUCCUCCGAUGCACAGCUGCCACAGUGAACCGGAAUGCCCUCCGUGCACUGUGCUCACACAAAAAGAGUGUUAUGGUGGUCACGAGAUUCGCUCAAAUAUACCGUGCUACUUGAACGAUGUGUCUUGCGGUCGACCGUGUGAUAAAGCCCUACCAUGUGGAGUGCAUACUUGCAAACGUAUCUGUCAUCCGGGUGAAUGUCUCACUGCAGAGAAUCCAGUAUGUAAACAACCGUGUACAAUUCCGCGUGAGGGUCAAGCAUGUGAUCAUGCUUGUGGACUCCCGUGCCAUGGCAAAGAACCAUGUCCGAAAAGUGUUUGCACGGAAAAGAUAAUGGUCACAUGUGCAUGCCAACGUAAAACGGCCGAGAUGCGUUGUGUGGAUGUGGAACGCGCUUAUCAGAAGAUGAUGGCCGUACGUGUUUCGGAGGCAUCUGAGGAAAGUGAUUCGUCACAGAAGCGUAUUCUAAAACGUUCACCAAGCAUGGACAAAUAUAGAUGGUGA
Messenger RNA from Anisakis simplex (herring worm), 1536 nucleotides. NCBI's taxonomy places the organism in Eukaryota, Metazoa, Nematoda, Chromadorea, Rhabditida, Anisakidae. The record is from the annotation of a GenBank genome assembly.